This is a messenger RNA of Talaromyces marneffei, 492 nucleotides long. RefSeq lists its product as uncharacterized. Lineage: Eukaryota; Fungi; Ascomycota; Eurotiomycetes; Eurotiales; Trichocomaceae. The record is from RefSeq and is a predicted model, not a curated record. The coding region runs from base 1 to 492 and encodes 163 amino acids. The transcript has 2 exons.
AUGACAGGCGGGAGUCGGAGUCAAAAAGAUUAUGACUUCGAAUACGAGGGUAGCCUCGGAAAGGACCAAACUCCAUCAAAUUCUGAAGCGCAUGGAUCUCACGAUCGCCUCAUUCCAACGUCUUCCGAGCCGCUGGCCGGCACAGUCUUCGACACUCCCACUUCCGUUGCAGAUCUAUCCGCCACCGAGCAAUAUCUCAUCUAUUCCCUUCGUCAAUUGAACUUGGGAGGUUGGGCUAGCGGGGAUAAAUCUGUCUUGCCGCUGAAUAAAACCGAGCAAGAGAUCAUAGACCUUGCCUUUGCGAUGUCAGCAACGGAUCAAAUGACCGAUUUUGAGCGCUGUAUUAUCUCCAAAGUGCGUACUUGGAAUAACACUGGCAUUCCUCCCUUAUCUCUUGCCACGUAUGCGCAACGGACCUUCAUCGAUACUAUUCGUGACUGGCGCCGUUCCCAGAAGCCUGAAUCGUUCAUCAAGCGUUUGUUCCGCAAGUGA